AUGGCGCGCCGGACAUUCAUGGAGAACAGGGUGCGCAUGAUAGUGGACAGCAAGGCGGCGGGGGUGGACGUGUUGCAUCAGGGCGCGCUGCCGGGAGGGCUGUCUCUGGCACACAGCACGGUGCGCAUGGUGCGGUCGUGCCACCGCGAGUACAUGGCCAACAUGGGCACGCUUGCAUCGUUGGUUCUAGCUAUCACCGUCAGCACCGGUGAAGCAGGGGCGGCAGCAGCUGCAGCAGCGGCACCACCCAAUGAUGUCGCCGGGGCUGGGAAGGCGGUUCGGGCCGAGCCUGGGCGGCGGCUGUGGGGGCUGGUGGUGUGCCACCAUUGCUCGCCCUGCAUGGUGCCCUACCCCACUCGCUCCGCCUGCGAGUUUCUUGUCCAGGUGUUUGCGGUGCAGCUGAGCAAGGAGAUGGACCUGGCGAAUCAGCUCAAGGCGAAGCACGCACUGAAGAUGCAGACGCUGCUGUGCGACAUGCUCAUGCGCGAGCCGCCUGUUGCCCUCGUCACCAAGACACCCAACAUCAGCGACCUUGUUCACUGUGACGGCGCUGCGUUACUGUACAAUGGCCGUUGUUGGAGACUGGGGUCUACCCCUUCUGAGCCCCAGGUUCUCAACAUAGCAGAGUGGCUGUUGACGCACCACAGCGACUCCACGGGGUUCAGCACCGACUCACUGCUCAAUGCUGGCUACCCCCACGCGUCUGACCUGGGCGAGGAGGUGUGCGGACUCAUUGCGGUGAAGUUCAGCGAUAAGGACUUCCUCAUGUGGUUCCGGGCGCAUGCAGCGAAGGAGGUGAAGUGGGGAGGCGAGAAGCACGACCCGCUAGACGUGGAUGACCCCACACGCAUGCACCCUCGCACCUCCUUCAAGGCCUUCCUGGAGACGGUGCACAUGCGCUCACAGCCCUGGGAGGACGUUGAAAUGGAUGCUGUUCACAGCCUGCAACUAAUUCUGCGCUCUGCCCUACAGGAGCACGACGAGGUGAAGCGGCGGCAGCUGAUGCUAGCUCGAGUGGCGGAGCUGCGGCUGCAGAGCAUGGACGAGAUCAACCAGGUGGCCAAUGAGACGGUGCGCAUCAUUGAGACCGCCACCGUGCCCAUCCUGGGCGUCAACCGCAACGGCCAGAUCAACGGCUGGAACAUGCAGAUCGCCAAGCUCACCGGCGUACCAGUGGAGGAGGCGAUGGGGCGGUCGUUCCUGCAGGAGCUGGUGGCGGAGGAGAGCAAGGCGGACACACAGAGACUGCUUGUGUCGUCCCUACAAGGUCGAGAAGAGUCGGACGUGGAAAUACGUCUCAAGGUGUGGCGCAGCGGCGUGCCAGCGGGCGUGCUGAUCAUGCUUGUGAACAGCUGUGCCAACCGGGACAUUCACAACCAGAUCGUGGGCGUGUGCCUCGUGGGGCAGGAUAUCACCACUCAGAAGAUCGUCAUGGAUCGGUACAUCCGGUGCGAGGGGGACUACCGCACCAUCGUCCACUCCCCCAACCCGCUCAUCCCGCCCAUCUUUGGAAUGGACGAGUACGGCAUCUGCAGCGAGUGGAACACUGGCAUGAGCCGCCUCACGGGGCUGGGCCGCGGGGACGUGCUGGGUAGGCUGCUGCUGGGGGAGGUGUUUGGGCUCGACAUGGCCAUGCUGAUGCUGCGGGACGAGGAUGCCAUGACUGAGCUGGAGAUCGUGGUGAACUGCGCCAUGGAGGGGCACGAGGACACGAGUAACCAUCCUUUCUCCUUCUUCGCCAGAGAUGGCAAGCUGCAGGAGGUACUUCUCACAGUGAGCAAGCGCACGGACGUGGAUGGGCGCAUAACGGGCGUCUUCUGCUUCCUUCACUCCAUGAACCGCGAGGUGCAGGAGGCCCUUAAAGCCCAGGCCGCCGCCGAAACCGCCGCACAGGCCCGCAUAGCCCAAUCAGACGUGGCCAGAGAAAGCCUCCGAGCGCCCCUUGAUGGGCUAGCCUUCAUCCGCCUGUCUCUGCAGCGGUCUGCCAGCCUCUCACCCGACCAGGUUCAGCUGCUUGAAACUGCCGCUGCGCUGGAAGAGCAGAUGAGAACGAUUCUGGCCGAUAUGGCAGAUUUGAAUGCGGUGGAGGAGGGUUAUUUAGACGUGCAGCGGGUGGAAUUCUCCCUAGUCUCGGUGCUGAAUGCAUCUCUGAGCCAGGCGUCAGGAGCAGCGAUCGCCAAGGGGCAACAACUGCUCAAGCUAGAAGCGCCGAUGAGAGGAGCUGCCGAUGUGCCGCCCCCGCAGGGGCACCCGUCGGCUGAACGGUUCAGAUUCACCGUGGCGCAUUCAGGGGAUGGCGUGCCGGGGCCGCUGGUGCAGGUGCUGGUGGGGAGGGGGGGCGUGGCGGCGACAGGGUUGCAGGGCAUGGCGCUGCGGUUGUGUCGGAGGCUGGUGCAUCUGCUGGGUGGGGAACUGGGGUACGCGUUUGAGAGCGGGCGGUGUUGCUUUAGAUUGGAUCUGCAGCUACCGGUUAAGCACAAGGCUGAGGCAACGGCUGGGAGUAGAGCAUAA
Molecule: messenger RNA, 2511 nt
Organism: Closterium sp. Naga37s-1
Lineage: Eukaryota; Viridiplantae; Streptophyta; Zygnematophyceae; Desmidiales; Closteriaceae
Source: the annotation of a GenBank genome assembly